UUGCUGAACCUGGAAAGAUUGGUGACAAGUCUCCCUCCCCGCCCCACCGACGCUGUUUAGUUUUUAAUGGUGUCACAGCACAGGUAUCUCAUGAACUAGGCCACUUCAGAACACCAUGUCGUGGCUUCUUUUAAUAAGUUCAGCGCUUUUGAUAGCGCUGACUUCAUCACAGAGUGGGGGUCCGCCCAGAGAGGAAAAUUGUUUGAUAGACUCCACUGCUGGAUGCUCAUAUGCCAGAGCCCCUCAAUACCUGAUUAUAGCCCCUAAGAAAAUCCGGCCUAACCAGGUUUUCCAAGUGUUUGCUACCAUUUUGAGAAUGGAGUAUAAUCAAGAGUUUGUUCAUGUUAUUGUGUCUAUCAUCAAAGGGGAUACAGAAUAUGCCAACACUGCCAUGCGCUUUGAUAGGCCAAGCAGUCGUAUCAUGCAACUGCAGAUGCCCUCCAAUGCUCCUGAUGGGCAGUAUCGUAUCAGAGUUGAAGGACGCUUAAAUGAACAAGACACAGGCAAUAUCUGGGCAAAUGAAACAGAUAUUGACUUCAGCACCAAGCAGGCCUCACUGUUUAUACAGAUGAGCAGACCUUUGUACAGACAAGGCCAAAUGGUACAUUUCCGGGUUAUCCCCAUUCUGCCAAACAUGAUGCCCAAAUAUGGAAGCAUGAUUGUAUAUAUUGAUGAUCCAACUGGGAUACCAGUUAGAAGGUGGCAGGGAUUACAAACAAACGCUGGUGGAAUUGUAAGUCAGAGUUUUGUUCUGUCUGAUCAGCCCAACUUUGGAACCUGGAAUAUUCGUGUAGAUGCUUUUGGCCAUGUGUACAGACACCCAUUUGUGGUGGAGGAUUUUUGGGAACCACGCUUUGAUGUAAAUGUCACUGUUCCACCCUAUGUUAUGGAGACACCUGAAAUCAAAAUUAGAGGAGUGAUGCUAGCAAAUCACACAAGUGGUCGGCCAUGUGUUGGUAACGCUUCAAUUACUGCCUUCUUCCGCCCCCGUGAGGAGAUAUGGAACGCCACAAAAGGGUGGGAAAAACCUUACUGGGAUGCACAAAAAUCUGGAAAACAACAGUCAGGGGUACCUGUGAAUGUGCCCGAUUACAGACCAGUUUCUGAAAUACCAGUCAAAGACUUCCACAUGUAUUUUGCUUAUGAAUACAGAUUCAUUAAAUAUUACACUGGUAGAAUAGAUUUUGAGUGGAGUCUUGAAGAACUAAUGACCAUCGCUAAGAGGGGAGGUGAAAGUGGCUCCCUCGUAGAUAGUGAAUUUGUUUUCUUUGCUAACGUGUCGGAUUGGUACUCUGGUCUGAAUCGCACUGGAUGGGCAGGGACUAUCAUGUUUGAUAACAAAUACAAGCUGAAGUGGGUUGGUGAGGCAGUCCGGACAUUCAAACCUUCAUCUAUUAUGAAAAUACAGGUGGCUAUCACAAAAUAUGAUGGCACACCUGUUGACACAGGUGGUACCAUCACCUUGACCGAUGUCAUUACUGACAACUCAGGAACAAGUGGCAGACUCUCAGGGCCUCAGACAAGAACACCUAUAAAUGGAAUAGCAGAGUUUGAGUACACUCUAGGAACAAACACACAGAAUGUGUUGCUCACAGCAACCUUUUUGGAUGCUCGAAAGCCUUACAGUGGAAGCAAUCAGAUCUACCUCGAUCCAAAAUUUAAUAUUGGAACUGUGCCUUCUAUCACUCUGCGUGCUUGGCGUUAUUACUCUCCUACCAACUCAUACAUUACCAUUUUGACUUCAACUGAUAGCCCUCAGGUGAAUGAGUACAUGAUUUUCCAUGUGAAAACAAGCAGCUUUGUGCCUAGAAUUUACUAUCAGAUUGUCUCACAAAGCAACAUCGUCAUUGGAGAUCAGAUUGAGAUGACCUCUCGACAGAAGACGUUUGCUAUUUCAUUGUCUAGAGAGAUGGUGCCAAAUGCUCGUCUUGUUGUCUACUACAUUAGACAGCCUGAAGAGAUAGUCACAGAUGUCCUCAAUUUCUUUGUGAAUGGAACCAGACAAAACUUGGUGACACUUGGCAUUAACAGAGGCAAAGAUUUCAGCCGCGACACUAUUGAAUUCAAUGCCUACGCUGACCCCGGCUCAUACGUUGCCUUUAGCGGGAUGUUACUUGACCAGUACAGCCGUGGGCUGAGUGAUGGCAUCACUGAAAACAGGCUGAUUGAUGAACUUUUGACCUAUGAUGCAACUACCAAUGGAAGCUACCGCCAUUUAUGGAGAGUCAGUGACACUGAAUAUGAGUACAAUUUUUUCCAUGGCCCAGAUUAUGGUGUUGACACCAACACAAGUUUUCUUAGUGCAGGUUUGCUUGUCUUAACUGAUGCAAGGGUACCAAGACUCUUCAAUGAACAGUUUUGUCGUGUCAAUCAGAAGGCUAGCCCCUGCUUCUCUGGUAUUGAAGGAGAGUGCUUUACAGAUGAACAGAAAUGCAAUGGCAAAUGUGACUGCACAAAUGAUUGUGGUGAUGAAUGGGGCUGUGUGGAGCCAGAUAUAUCACAGAAACAUCUUUCUGCCAUGGAUAGAGUCAGCAGGGUGAUGCGCUUUUAUGACAACAGUUCUUGGGCCUGGCAGGAGAUCUUUGUCAAGCCAGAUGGCAGAGUUGAUUUCCGUGUGGAUGUCCCCAAAUAUCCAUUGUCCUGGGUCAUCAAUGGUGUGUCAGUGAGCAGAGAACUGGGUCUUGGUAUAAUGUUGAAGCCUGUUAGGUAUGACGCUGCUCGCUACAUGUACAUGCAAGUUGAGCAUCCCCAACAUAUUAUCAGAGGGGAACAAAUUGGUGUCAGGGUCACUGUCUUCAACUACUGGUACGACGAUGACUAUCUUGAGGUUCUGAUAACUAUGCAUGGAAAUGAUGACUUUGAGUUUGUCACUGUUGGUGAGAUGGGCUAUGUCACUUCCUACACACCACCUACUCACAAAGGAGACCAUCAGACAAUCCUGUUUUUGGAGCCAGGUGAAUCUAGAGAUAUUUACAUGCCUAUAGUGGCUAGUAAAGACAUGGUGAGAGGAAUUCUUCAAUUUAGAGUCUCAGCCACUUGUUUUAUGCAGAAAGAUGAGUACAAUGGCACUAUGUAUGUGAAGCCUGAUGGUGUGAUGAACUACUACCACACGCCCUACCUGAUUGAUUUGAUCCGUUACGGGUCUAUCAAAAUCCCCCAGUAUGACAUCCCCGUGCCUGAACAGUUCAGGAAGCUUGAAGUCAGGUGGAACUUGUACAUCUCUCAGUCCGCUGAGGCCAAGGUCUCCCUCUUUGGUGAUGUGGUGACACCUGGAUUCUUUGAGGACUAUUUACAUGCUGAAAACACCAUAUUAAGGCCUUAUGGUGGAGGUGAAAUGAUCACUUACAAUUUUGCCUACAAUCUUUUGACACUGAAGUUUAUGAAAGCAUCACAGCAGCUUCCUGAUGAUCAGUUAGUGAAAUCUUUGAGGGAGAUGAAUGUUGCUCUGCAGCGUAUACUUGGUUACAUGAACCCUGAUGGUUCCAUGAAGAUGUUCAGAGAUGAUCAUAGGCCCAGUUUAUGGCUCACAGCCUUUGUGGCCAAAACUGUGGAUGAGGCCAACUUUGGAGAGUGGGAGCGAGAUCUUUUUAUCCCCCGUGAGCUGAUUAACAAGUUGGUUCUUUACAUUUGCUCUCGUCAGAAUGAUACAACUGGAGCCUUUGAACCUGAUGAAAAUGAUGUCACCUAUGACAGGAAAAUGACUCUUGUAUCAGGACUGAAAGAUGACAAACUUCAUUCACAUCCAGUCCCACUGACAGCUUAUGUUUUGAUUGCCCUGUAUGACGUGCAGCAUUCAUCAGAGGAAGCAGCUGCUUGCAUUGACACUGCUAGAAGAAAGGCUGCAGAUUAUUUAUUCAACCAAGUGCCAAACAUCAAAGAAGUUUUCCACAUGGCUAUCACCACCUACGCUCUCACUCGCAGUCCCAGAAGAAGCCCCUUCGACCAGCUAUGGGCCAUGAAAAGAAAUGACUCUGACUUCAUGUACUUUGCCGAGGAUAUUGUUUACCCAAAUCCCUUUGACUUCCUCAACAACGUGAGGUACAUCAAACCAAGGCAGGAGCUGAUGAACGACGCCUACUCUGUCCAGUCCACGGCAUAUGCCCUCAUGGCACACAUCAACUACAACAGUGGCUUGAAGGUCCACAGAGAGAUGAUGAUGUCCUGGCUUUGUACUAUGAGAAAUUCUAUUGGUGGCUUUGCUUCAACACAGGAUACCAUUUUGGCCAUGGAAGCUUUGUUCAAGUUCACCCAGAUUGACCCCCAUCGUAAUGUCUAUGACUUAACCACCACGAUUGAAUCCACGGCUUCUCCAAACUGGCAGAGUGUUUUCACUCUACAGAAACUUGACUAUAUUAGCUUGAAAUCUGCUCCAUUGCCAUAUGAUCGUGUAUGGGGAUUUAUUGUCCCUGAUGCUGUUGGUACAGGAAGAGCCAUGCUUCAGCUAACAACAACAGUGAAUGUUGAAUACGAUUUUCUGCAAAAAAUGCCGAUGCAUGUCGAGAACGAUAUGAGCCAAGACGUAAUCAAGUUUUUUGCCCUCUAUCCAGAUGUGGUUAGAUUCAGUGGCAGGAACGACUCUAUUUUUGAGAUGACACCUUGUGUGAGUUGGUUGUACACUGAAAAAAGCAAGACCUCCGGCCUAACUGUGCUGGAAAUUGACAUCCCUACUGGGUAUGUUGUGAUGAACGACACUCUGAGAGAUUACGUCAAAUCGGGGGUGGUCCCCAAUCUGAAGAGAGCUGAGCACUACCAGAGAAAAGUCGUCUUCUACUUCGACUAUCUUGAUGAAAGCAAGACUUGUGUUUACUUCCGAGCUGACCGAUGGUACCCUGUUGCCAAUGCCACAAUCCAGCACCGUAUGAGGGUGUAUGACUACUACGAACCAGGCAUGCAUAAUACAACAAUGUAUACUACAAGAAACUUGUUCCUGCUCAACAUUUGCUUUGUGUGUGGGUCCUACCAGUGCCCCUAUUGUCCUUACUUUAAUGCAGCAGCUAUAGCCAGUGCUAGUGUCAGUGUUGUAUUUUUGUUGGCUGCUGUGUUUGUUGUUCAGCGAUUGCUACUUCGGCCCAGAUAGUUGCAUAAAACAUAUCCCAUUUUGUUAUAUUUUAAUAAAAUUAAGAAAGAAAAAAUAUCUUCUUAUAAGUAAAUUGAGAUUCAAAUUUUUUUUUCAAAUCAAUUUUCAACAAUAUUCAAACUAAAAAUAUUUUAAAGAUUUUUUUAUUUUCUUGCAUUCAGUUCUGUCUUUUAUAAAAAUGUUCACAAAUAUAUACCAAUUUAUUUCUAUACUCAGUCCUGAAAUUCUGAAUCAUUAUUUACAUUGUUUUACCACAUUGUAUUGGGCUUACUGUUCUCCACUUAUUUUUCACUAAACGUCAGUUCUAAAUAUAAAAUUAAUAUUUUGUUAAUACCACAGCAUAAUUCUUAAAAAUUCUUUUUAAUAACCGGUAGAUAUUUUUCUUUAAACCAAUAUCUGCAGCAACGUAUGUGAUUUCAUAUGGCUUAAAAAAUGGAGUUUUAAUCUCAGCACAAUUAAAAUUUAAUUUUUUCUUUUACGUCAUGACUAUACAAUUUUGAUUAUUUGAGUGUAAAAUGAAUGUAUUGAUCACACUUUCUCAAACAAAUCAUCUCAGCAAAGAAACAGAUCUGAAUUUUUUUUAAGCAUAUCAAUAGAUGGCAACAUUAGUUCAGGUCUCUGGUUAUAUACAUUCCAUUUACAUGUUUUGUAUGUUUUUUUGUAUAUUACUGUAUAUAAAAAUACAUUUUUCUAUACUGAGUACAUUCCUUUUAUAAAUAUAAAAUUGUAUUAACAAAAUGUAUGUAUAGAAAUCAUACCAUAUAAUGAACAUCAGGCAUGUUGAAACCAUAGAUCUGUUUCAUGAUGAAUUGUGUGAUUCUAAAUCCACUGUACAUAAUGAGUGAAUGUGUUAGUUAAUGGAAUCAAAUUGGCAGCAAGAUUGUUUGAAGUUGAUAUAAAUAAAAGAAAAUGUGACUAAACUGAUGUCUGUUUGACUUAACAUUUUUUUUAAAUUCAACUCAAACUAUAAAUAGUAUCAAGAACAGAAUGGAAAAAUUUGCUGACUGUGUUUGAUCAGGCUGAAUAUACUUUUUGUUGAAUGGGUUUGCCUUAUUGUUUGUGAAUAAGUAAAAAGAUAAUUUUUUUAGAAGAAACAAAUUUUGUAAAUAUUUAAAUGUAUAUACAUGACUUUCUCAUUUUCUCCAGGGAUAUCUUGUAACUUAUGUUUUAAAAAGAAAAAAAACAUGGUUUUAUUUAGCAUAGGUUUACUCAGGAUCUGUAACUGUAAGAAAUAGUACUUUUCUUAUUAAAACUUUACUGUAAUUAUAAAAAUAGAUAUGCUAAACACUGGAAAUAACAAAUAAAAAUGAGACCAUAAUAUGAUAGUUUCUGUUCUGCAGUUCUAGUACAUAAUGGUAAAAUUAUUUGUUGUUAAUGUUUUUGCUUAAAAAUCUUUGUAAACCUUGUAAUAAAUAAUGUCACCUCAAGAAAUCUGACAGUACAUACCCUGUAGUUUAUUGAAUCUUUUUUUUUUAAGAAAAUGUACCAUUUAAAGAAUAAUAAAAAUGAUAAAAAUUUGAA
Physella acuta is the source of this 6598-nucleotide messenger RNA. RefSeq names its product C3 and PZP-like alpha-2-macroglobulin domain-containing protein 8. The record is from RefSeq and is a predicted model, not a curated record. Gene Ontology annotation, cellular component: extracellular region. Gene Ontology annotation, molecular function: endopeptidase inhibitor activity. Lineage: Eukaryota; Metazoa; Mollusca; Gastropoda; Physidae.